Molecule: messenger RNA, 444 nt
Organism: Mitosporidium daphniae
Lineage: Eukaryota; Fungi; Microsporidia
Exons: 2
Coding region: 1-444 (147 amino acids)
Source: RefSeq, a predicted model, not a curated record
AUGCGUAGAAACUCUGGGCUUCUAAAUAUUUACAGUAGUUUUGAUGGGAAACCUCUCUGUUCCAUUCGUGUUUGCAACCCAAAUAGAGUGUCUCCUAAUUGUAGAUUUGAGAUUCACAACUCCAUUUUGGUAUUUUACGAUGUUUUAAAUCCCGAUUUUUUCAAGAUUUGGAUGCUUCAUGGGAAAGCAGACGAUGUCCGUGCAUGUCCACGAGGGCGUCUAGCUAAGCCACAAAGGCUGUCCAAUGCAUUUAGGAACUUGCAAAAGGAACAUAGGCAAAUGAUCGAUGAUUUUGACAAUUCCGCUUCCCCAAUUUUAUCAGGGGAGGAAAAUAGCUCUCCACAAGAGGAUCUGGACACCGUUUCUGAUGAAUACGGCGACCAUUUUAGUGAUGAUGGCGACUCCAUAACUUUUGCAUUGAAUUUAUCCAUAAAUGAAUUUUAA